AUCGCGGCGACAGCGGCAUCCAGAUACAGCACAGUCCUCCGUCGGCGCGGGCCCAGGCUGACGUCUCGUCCCGACGCUCGCUCCCGCCACCCAUCUCCGCACGUCAAAAACUUUACGUGCCGCACUCAUUUUGUUUGUGUUGCCGUGUUCGAGGACUAACAUUUUGAACUACAACAGCUAUUUUAGGCUGCCUUCCCGUAUACUUAAUUCACAAGUGCCGGCUGGAUUGUGACGAUUUAACAACUUGUGUGAAAAGCAUCUCCGCCGAGUUUGGAGCCUGUUGCAUCUUUAAAUAACGGUGGCGAUGAAAAUAGCCGAGCACUUUCCAAAACGAGUCUGCAAGGCGAUGUCUAUAUUAACGACAUGAAUCUUAUAAUUGCAGUGCUGGCUACGUAACCUAACAAAGAAUCUUACUCUUGAUAUUUCUAACUCAACAUCAUGAACUUGAAAAUAAUCCCAAUCCUCCUAACCUGGAAUUUUAUAUUUAUUUCGGCCACCCGAGAUUCCUUUGAAGAUGAGGAAACGGCUAGAGCGCGAGAAAUACGCAAUAGAGAAAACAAUCGCAACAGAACCACCUUUAAUGGAACCCUCACGGAUCUGCCCGAAAGGCGAAACUUGAGGCACAGAAACAGUUCCAAGUUCCGGGGCCACCGGCGCAGGGCCUGGGACCGCGAGUACGAUGUCAGGAGAGACAGGAGGAAAGGGCCGGAUGCGCACUCCUCCGACGAGGCCGCGUCCAACAAAACCACCGACCUAUUUCUGAAAAAAGAAGAUAAGCCCCGUAAAAGCGACAAGCAAUCAUAUAAAAAUAAUAGUAUGGACAAAUCUUUCGGAGGAAACAAGCCUCUCAGCCAAAGUAAAAUGCAAGAAAGGAAUCACCAAGCGCUCAAAGACAACAGCACUCGAGCCAAGGGGAGGGUGAGCAACAAGUGGCAGAGCGGCGGGUACAUCCCGUUCCCGCAGCCGCGCGAGCGCAAGCCCAACAUCAUCGUGGUGCUCACGGACGACCAGGACGUGGAGCUGGGCAGCCUCAACUUCAUGCCGAGGACCAUGAAGGCCAUCAGGAGCGCGGGCGCCGAGUUCCGCCACGCUUACACCACUACGCCCAUGUGCUGCCCUUCCAGGAGCUCGCUGCUGACUGGCGUGUACGUGCACAACCACAACGUGUACACCAACAACGACAACUGCUCGUCGCCCAUGUGGCAGGCCAAGCACGAGACCAAGACCUUCGCCACGUACCUCUCCAACGCCGGUUAUCGCACGGGGUAUUUCGGCAAGUACCUGAACAAGUACAACGGGUCGUACAUACCGCCGGGCUGGCGCGAGUGGGGCGGCCUCAUCAUGAACUCCAAGUACUACAACUACAGCAUCAACAUGAACGGCAAGCGGAUCAAACAUGGAGACGACUACCAGAAGGACUACUACCCGGACCUGAUCGCGAAUGACUCGAUAGCGUUCCUCCGCGCGUCGAAGCGCCGGUUCGCGCGCAAGCCGGUGCUGCUUGUCAUGUCGUUCCCCGCGCCGCACGGCCCUGAGGACUCGGCACCGCAGUACUCGCAUCUCUUCUUCAAUGUCACCACUCAUCACACUCCGACUUACGACAUGGCUCCGAACCCGGACAAGCAGUGGAUCCUGCGCGUGACGGACAAGAUGAAGCCCAUCCACCGGCAGUUCACCGACCUGCUCAUGACCAAGCGGCUGCAGACGCUGCAGAGCGUCGACAUGGCCGUUGAACGAGUAUACCAAGAGCUGAAAGCGCUCGGAGAACUAGACAACACGUACCUAGUGUACACUUCCGACCACGGCUACCACCUCGGGCAGUUCGGCCUGGUAAAGGGCAAGAGCUUCCCCUUCGAGUUCGACAUCCGCGUGCCCUUCCUCGUCCGCGGCCCCGGCGUCGAGCCUGGCACUGUUGUGGACGACAUCGUGCUGAACAUUGACCUGGCGCCGACGUUCCUGGACAUGGGCGGCGUGGUGCCGCCGGCGCACAUGGACGGGCGCUCGCUGCUGCCGCUGCUGCAGCCGCGCCGCCGCCGCCAGCCCACCGCGCACUGGCCGGACACCUUCCUUAUCGAGAGGUACAUACUCUGCUUCGCUAGGCAAUCACUUCCUCACACAAGGACAAGAAGAAGGACAAAGUCGCUGCUACAGCCGCGCCGCCGCCGCCAGCCCACCGCGCACUGGCCGGACACCUUCCUUAUCGAGAGGUACAUACUCUGCUUCGCUAGGCAAUCACUUCCUCACACAAGGACAAGAAGAAGGACAAAGUCGCUGCUACAGCCGCGCCGCCGCCGCCAGCCCACCGCGCACUGGCCGGACACCUUCCUUAUCGAGAGGUACAUACUCUGCUUCGCUAGGCAAUCACUUCCUCACACAAGGACAAGAAGAAGGACAAAGUCGCUGCUACAGCCGCGCCGCCGCCGCCAGCCCACCGCGCACUGGCCGGACACCUUCCUCAUCGAGAGGUACAUACUCUGCUUCGCUAGGCAAUCACUUCCUCACACAAGGACAAGAAGAAGGACAAAGUCGCUGCUACAGCCGCGCCGCCGCCGCCAGCCCACCGCGCACUGGCCGGACACCUUCCUUAUCGAGAGUUCGGGUCGUCGGGACAUGCAACACUCGAGCAAGUACAGCCGCGAGAUGAACCCGGGCAGCACCGGCGCGCCCUCUGCCGAGAGCAGUGACUUCGAGGACACCGGCGACGACGACUUUCUGGAACCUAACGACGACGACGAAGAAGACGAUGAUGUGGAUGCGGACCACAAUGAGUCUAAAGCGUCUGCGGAACCAACAAUAUCCAAUGAGAGUCACAACCCUAUUCUGGAUGAAAGCUUGGAGAAACUUGAAUCAGACGAAGCCACUUUAGAUGCCCAUGAUAUUUUCUUUGCAAACCCGGAUAAAAAGUCUAUUGUGCAAGGGACAGAAAAUGGCAUAGCAGGUGGAAAGGCGGACAGGCUCGCCGACGACUGCUCGCAGGCGGAGGCGCGGCUGCCGUGCGCGCCGGGCCGCAAGUGGCGCUGCGUGCUCGUGGCCGGCCGCUGGCGGCGCCACAAGUGCAAGUACGAGGGCGAUAUUGGCGUUGCACCUCCAAAGAUGAGUACCAAGAAGUGUGCCUGCUUUACGCCGAGCGGACUGGUGUACACGAGGCUGGAGACGGACGGGACCAUCGCGCGGCGUCCGAUCGCAGCACCCAAGGACAAUACCACGAGAAGCCGUCGUUCUAUCGACAACGACGUCUUUGAGCCCAAUACUGUAGAUAGUAUCCUAAAGGAAAAUCCGAGUAUUGGUCAUUUGAGUUCUAAAAAUGAACCCAUCAGUGAAAUCGAGAACAGGAACCUGACGGAUAAAAUUGAUAAGCUGAUAGAGGAGACAGAAGCCUUCUUAGAAGCUUAUGAACGUACCAAAGAUAAUAUAGGUAAGACGAGAAUAAAACGGAGGGCCCAGAAUUGGAACAAACAUAAACAACGCAAUGAUGCAGUCGUCAACAGUAAUGGAUCGUCGUUAGAAUGUAAAAUUGAAAGGGACGGACAAGUAAACUGUUCUCAAGUUAUUUAUAACGACCUAAAAGCCUGGCAUACCAACAGAUUAAGUUUGGAAGACCAAAUAAGGCAGCUGAAAACAAAACUAGAAGAUUUAAAGGAAAUCAAAAGGCAUUUAAAAACAACUAAACCUGCCAUUAGUAUAAACGCACAUCAGACAACCCCCAUCAUCAACACGUCCUCGUUUACAGAACAGGUACCGAUUAAAACGGAUGUACCAACUCAUAAUAAUUCCAAAGAAUUUUACAGAAAAGGAAGAUUGCAUCGCAUUAAAUCAAAACACAGGAACGGAACACAUUUCGACAAAAAGUUCAGCCAGUCAAAUGAGUAUGUUAUUCCCACUCUAAACGCUAAUACCAAAGAUGUGCUCGAAGGCACACAAUUCAAGAAUGUUAGUGUAGCCGAGGUGCCUUCGACUGGUCAGAUUAAUUUCACAAAUGAAGAUAAUGUUACUCUAAAUUCCCUUAUAAUAGAUACUGAACUGCCAAAGCCGGAAGUUACUACUAGUAUAGAAGCGAACUACUUCGGUAGCACUGAUUCACCGCUAGUAGAAAAAGUAACACGAACGGACAAUACAACCGAUACGACAACAUCUAAUACUAGACAAAGUAUUUCAGUAACAAGCCAAACAUUUGUAUAUGCUAGUCCGAAACAGGUAGCGCAAGUGGACCAACAUACAGAACAUUCUCCCGUAGAUUUUACACAGGGUUUAUCCAACUUUAAUUCCGCUAUCGACGAAAUUAUAUCUUCCCAAGUUCCGGUGCUAGUCGACAGCGAGGCAUCAUCAACGCCAGCGUCGACGACUACCACACUGGCCAGCACGUCUCUGGCCGCGACCAACUUGGGGCCGGCGAGGCUCGACGCCUCCGAAUAUGAGAAACGGAACCCGAAUCGGGGUGUUUCAAGUAACACUGGAAUUUUUAGUAAGCCGAAAGACGAUUUUCCGAGACGACUUCAUCCUUUGUUCAUUGAGAAUGAAGAUAAACAUGUUUGUUACUGCGAGGAGAACAGAAAGAUGCGAGGCAUCGGACACAGCUAUUUGGAAGCAGUCCAUCGAGCUAGAGAAGAACGCAGAAAAUUAAAAGAACAAAGACUAAGGAAGAAGCUAAGGAAGGCUAAAAAGAAGGCGGAGCUGGAGAGGUUAUGCGAGUCGGAGAGGAUGAACUGUUUCCGGCACGACAACGAGCACUGGCGCACGGCGCCGCUGUGGACCGCCGGCCCCUUCUGCUUCUGCAUGAGCGCCUCCAACAACACCUACAACUGCGUCAGGACCAUCAACGCGACGCACAACCUGCUAUACUGCGAGUUUGUCACCGGCCUAAUCACCUACUAUAAUCUCAGAAUUGAUCCUUUCGAAACUCAGAACAGAGUGAAAUACUUGACCGCAAUGGAGAGAGAGUUUUUCCACAAUCAACUGCAGCAGCUCCUCAGCUGCCGGGGGCCCUCGUGUCGCCGGCACUCCUACUCAAAUCCUCAGGGUCUGACAGAAGACAGAAGGCGUUUCGAAGAUAAUCACAUGUUUCGAGGUGAAACUGCCCCAUAUAAUGAAAGAGCCUGGCGCUGGAGCGGCUACGGCCGGCGUUACGCGCGGGCGCACGCGCUGAACCGGCGGCGGCACACGCUGCCCUACUGAUUGCUAGCCGCUCGUGAUAUUAUCUCUGCGUAGUUUGACUCUUCACUAUAACAUCGUUUCCAACUUAACCCUUAAAUGCUUAGUGAUGUAUAUGCAUCAUGUAUUUUUGACUUUAUUGACAGCAUGUCAAAAUUCAAAUUUGAAUAUAUUUUUGUCAAGGUCAUGCAUUAAAAGGUUAAACACUAAAUAGGCUACUUGACCCUUUUUCAAAGUAUGUCUUAUAUUAUUAAUUACUG
Leguminivora glycinivorella is the source of this 5408-nucleotide messenger RNA. RefSeq names its product extracellular sulfatase SULF-1 homolog (gene Sulf1). The transcript has 17 exons. Gene Ontology annotation, molecular function: N-acetylglucosamine-6-sulfatase activity; glycosaminoglycan binding. The coding region runs from base 439 to 5172 and encodes 1577 amino acids. NCBI's taxonomy places the organism in Eukaryota, Metazoa, Arthropoda, Insecta, Lepidoptera, Tortricidae. The record is from RefSeq and is a predicted model, not a curated record.